Erythranthe guttata (spotted monkey flower) is the source of this 3367-nucleotide messenger RNA. RefSeq names its product FTSH protease 12 (gene FTSH12). Gene Ontology annotation, molecular function: ATP hydrolysis activity; ATP-dependent peptidase activity; ATP binding. Gene Ontology annotation, biological process: mitochondrial protein processing; embryo development ending in seed dormancy. Lineage: Eukaryota; Viridiplantae; Streptophyta; Magnoliopsida; Lamiales; Phrymaceae. The record is from RefSeq and is a predicted model, not a curated record. Gene Ontology annotation, cellular component: chloroplast thylakoid membrane; m-AAA complex.
UUUAUUAAAAUGAAAAAGGAAAAGCAAUAAAAACCUCUAAAACCCCUUUCUCUCUCCCAAAACCACAAUCCAAUGCGGUGUCGGAAACUACCCAAUUUCGCUUGAUUUUAGCUCUCCGGCGAACAAUCUACAGUAAUGGAAAUAGCAACAGUUCAAUGCCGAUCAACUCCUCACCAUUUCCCACCAGAAAACCUAUUUCUUCUCCGAAGAACGAACCUCUCCACCUUAUCUUAUCGCAAUUCCAGCCCCAACCUUUCCCGUCGAAAGAGGUCCGUAAUAUCAGCCUCUUCGUCUUCUUCUAGUGGGCCUCAGGGCUUCUCCUGGCUGCGCCUUUCACAGUCAAUUCGUCGCGGUUCUCUUAGAUUUUUCCAGAAUUUGGGCGAUUCCGUGAAGAAAGAAACCGGGUUCAAUGUGGACGAUGUUCUGGUUAGAUUUGACGGGUUAUCGGGUAGGGCAGGAAACUCGGCCCGGAAUGCCCAGGACUCUCUUCAACGAGUAAACUCCGAGCUGCUGCCUCAGUUUGUUACUUGGAAUAAAUGGGAAAAAUGGAAGGAUAUAAAGAACUGGGAACCAAGAAGAUUAGGUGUGUUGGUAUUAUAUAUUUUUGUCACUAUUUUUUCCGGUCUAAGUAUAUAUAAAGCAAUCCGAGCUCCUAUUAUUGAGCGUGAAAGAAGGGAAUUGACUGAGGCGUACAUGGACGCAUUGAUUCCUGAGCCUACACCGACUAAUGUGAGAAAAUUCAAACAAGGUUUAUGGAGGAAGGCUAACCCUAAAGGCAUGAAACUCAAGAAGUUUGUCGAAGGACCUGAUGGCACACUUGUUCACGAUAGUUCUUUUGUUGGGGAAAAUGCAUGGGAAGAUGACACUGGAAAAGCCCAAGGCAGCAUGAAAGAAAUAAUAGAACAAGACACAAAAUUGAACAUGGAUGAUAAAAAGGUUCUCCAAGAAGAGUUAGGUUUAUCAGGGGAUGCUGGAGGAACAUGGCGUGAUAGACUCGCGGCCUGGAAAGGAAUUCUUAAGAAGGAAGAGCUAGGUGAACAACUCAGUUCAUUAAAUUCCAAAUAUGUGGUGGAAUUUGACAUGAAGGAAGUUGAGAACAGUCUUCGAAAAGAUGUAGUCGAGAAGGCUAGAAAUGCACAAGGAACAAGGGCUUUGUGGAUUUCCAAGAGAUGGUGGCGCUACCGUCCAAAACUUCCUUAUACUUAUUUCCUUCAAAAACUUGAUUCCUCUGAGGUUGAAGCAGUUGUUUUUACAGAGGAUCUCAAAAGACUGUACAUUACCAUGAAAGAAGGAUUUCCUUUAGAAUAUAUUGUUGACAUCCCACUCGAUCCUUUCCUGUUUGAGGCAAUAACAGGUUCUGGAGUUGAAGUAGAACUUCUUCAGAAGCGUCAGAUCCAUUAUUUUCUGAAAGUUGUAUUUGCUCUGUUGCCUGGAAUACUAAUCUUGUGGUUCAUCAGGGAAUCUCUGAUGCUUCUUCAUAUUACCACAAACCGCCUUCUUUAUAAGAAAUACAAUCAGCUUUUUGAUAUGGCAUAUGCUGAAAACUUUAUUCUGCCAGUUGGUGAAGUUGGUGAAACGAAAUCUAUGUAUAAGGAUGUAGUAUUAGGAGGAGAUGUCUGGGAUCUUCUGGACGAAUUGAUGGUAUAUAUGGGAAACCCCAUGCAGUACUACGAGAAACAAGUGAAGUUUGUGCGAGGUGUGCUUCUGUCUGGACCUCCAGGAACAGGGAAAACCCUCUUUGCAAGAACAUUAGCAAAGGAAAGUGGGUUGCCUUUUGUUUUUGCUUCUGGUGCAGAGUUUACAGACAGUGAGAAAAGUGGUGCUGCAAGAAUCAAUGAACUAUUCUCAAUAGCAAGAAGAAAUGCUCCUGCUUUUGUAUUUGUGGAUGAGAUAGAUGCUAUUGCCGGAAGACAUGCUAGGAAGGAUCCACGAAGAAGAGCAACAUUUGAAGCAUUGAUUGCUCAGCUGGACGGAGACAAAGAAAAAACUGGUGUCGAUAGAUUCUCGCUGAGGCAAGCUGUUAUUUUCAUAUGUGCUACUAAUAGACCAGAUGAAUUGGACCUAGAAUUCGUUCGCGCCGGACGUAUCGAUCGACGUGUAUAUAUUGGGUUACCUGAUGCUAAACAACGAGUGCAAAUUUUUGGUGUUCAUAGUGCUGGGAAGGAGCUUGCUGAGGAUGUUGAUUUUGGAAAGGUUGUCUUCCGUACCGUUGGGUAUUCUGGAGCAGAUAUACGGAAUCUAGUCAAUGAAGCAGGAAUAAUGGCUGUCAGGAAUGGGCAUUCGAAGAUCUACCAGCAAGAUAUUGUUGAUGUAUUGGACAAACAGUUGCUUGAGGGAAUGGGUGUGCUUCUCACCGAGGAAGAGCAGCAGAAAUGUGAACUAAGUGUAUCGUUGGAAAAGAAAAGGCUUCUGGCAGUGCACGAAGCUGGUCACAUAGUGUUGGCUCACUUGUUCCCUCGAUUUGAUUGGCAUGCAUUUUCUCAGCUGCUACCUGGUGGAAAGGAGACUGCUGUGUCUGUGUUUUACCCUCGAGAAGAUAUUGUAGAUCAAGGUUAUACUACCUUCGGUUACAUGCAAAUGCAAAUGGUGGUUGCUCAUGGUGGUCGAUGUGCUGAGCGUAUUAUAUUUGGCGAUGACAUCACUGAUGGAGGAACAGACGAUCUCGAGAAAAUUACCAAGAUUGCUCGAGAAAUGGUAAUAAGCCCAAGAAAUCCUAGGCUGGGGCUCACUGCAUUGACAAAAAGAAUUGGGCUGGUUGAUCGACCAGAUAAUCCAGAUGGUGAAAGAAUAAGAUACAAGUGGGAUGAUCCUCAUGUGAUCCCUGCAAACAUGACAGUUGAAGUUUCUGAGCUUUUUAUGAGGGAAUUGACAAGGUACAUUGACGAGACAGAGGAACUUGCUAUGAAGGGACUGAGAGACAACAAGCAUAUAUUAGACGCGAUUGCCCAACAACUGUUGGACAAUUCAAGGAUAACUGGAUUGGAAGUGGAAGAAAGAAUGAAAGGAUUAUCACCAAUUAUGUUUGAAGAUUUUGUGAAGCCUUUCCAGAUUAACUUGGAAGAGGAGGGACCGAUGCCGCACAAUGAUCGUCUUAGAUAUCAGGCCCCCGAUAUCUAUCCUGCACCACUACACAGAUGUUGAUCUCUCAGUGCACUGAUCUUGUUUUUCAACCAGACUGAAGACAAUCACAGCUGUUUUUGGAUCAAUAGCUAAUAUAUAUGCUUAGUGAGCACCAACAUAUUUUUUGCGCAGAGAUUUAGGGUAGAAAGUUAAAAAGAAGAGUACUGACUGCCUCUGUAGAAUAUAUAGCUGCAGUUUUCCGUCGAACGGAGGUGGUGGAAAUUAUUAAUGUGAAUGGUUGUGACUA